AUGACAUCGGAAAGCAGGGACAUGGAUCGGGUCAAGGGCCCCUGGAGCCCGGAGGAAGACGAGGCGUUGCAGAGACUCGUGCAGACCCAUGGACCGAGGAACUGGACGGCGAUAAGCAAGUCUAUUCCUGGUCGUUCCGGGAAAUCGUGCCGGCUGCGAUGGUGUAACCAGCUCUCGCCGGAGGUGGAGCACCGCCCGUUCUUGCCGGAGGAGGAUGAAGCUAUUAUCAGGGCCCAUGCCAGGUUUGGUAACAAGUGGGCCACUAUAGCUCGUUUACUCAACGGCCGCACUGAUAACGCUGUCAAAAACCACUGGAACUCCACUCUCAAGAGAAAAUGCUCCACGGUUAGUCUCGACGAAACGGAUCGACCACCACUGAAAAGAUCUGCCAGCGUCGGCGCCGGUUACUUAAACCCGAGCAGUCCAUCCGGGUCUGAUUUAAGCGAUCCCGGUCAGCCCGCGUUGUCUACCCCUUCUGGUUCGGCCCAUUGCAGGCCCAAUCUCAUGGAAACCGCUUCUUCCCUAUCCGAUCCAGCCACGUCACUUAGUUUGUCUCUCCCCGGCUUUGGCUCCGGCUACACGCCUAACCCUGUGGCUGUACAGCAGCCAGCAUCGCAGUCGCCGUCGCCAGCGGUGGCGACAGUGGAGGAGCGUGGGAAGCAACUGUUCAACGCAGAGUUUUUGAGAGUGAUGCAAGAGAUGAUAAGGAUGGAAGUGAGGAGUUACAUGUCAGGGAUGGAACAGAAGAAUGGAUUGAGAAUACAAGCGGAAGCCAUUGGAAACGCGGUGGUGAAGCGCAUGGGAAUCAGCAACAUCGAGUGA
Messenger RNA from Sphenostylis stenocarpa, 822 nucleotides. The record is from the annotation of a GenBank genome assembly. NCBI's taxonomy places the organism in Eukaryota, Viridiplantae, Streptophyta, Magnoliopsida, Fabales, Fabaceae.